AGAAAUUGUUUUCUUGUCUCUACUGAACGAUAUCGUGAGGCUUAUCAUCUACCGAAUUGAUAGUAUACAAACGUUAUUAUGUUUUACCCGGGAGAAAAUCGUCCUACAUCAGUAGGUUAUAGAUUGAAAUCUCGUUCCAGUGAAUUCCAUCAGAAUUGCACGCCGAAAGAGAGAAGGACUGUACAAAUAAGAGAAGCGGAAAAACCUGUUACUGAGGCUGAAUUGUUGAAGGCGAACUUCGUUAAUCAGGAUAAGAUUCAUAGAGAGACUGUAGACCAAGAGAAAAGGGGCGCUAAACAAUGGGAAGAAAAUUGGGGUUUCCUAACAGAAUUCGAUUCGAAAGGGAAUCCAAUAAAGAAAGAAGAAUUGCCAGAUAAGGUUACAUUCUACUCUGAAGAUAUUCCACCCACUAACUCGGCCAAUUAUGGAUCAAGACUGAAAACCGAUGUUGGGACAACCGUUCAAAAAUUAGAGUUCGCUUUUCACGCUCACAAUAGAAAGAAAAAACUUGAUUCCGAAAUGGUCUGCUAUUAA
Messenger RNA from Dimorphilus gyrociliatus, 534 nucleotides. Lineage: Eukaryota; Metazoa; Annelida; Polychaeta; Dinophilidae. The record is from the annotation of a GenBank genome assembly.